CAGAAGUUUAUUCCUACAAGCAAACUGUGUGUAUACAAGUGUAUGCAAGUGUAUACAAACUUUACUGUCCCGUAUCAGCAUACUUCCAAACUAGCAGUGUACGACUGGUCACUCGUGCACAUCACGGGAACAAGCAUAUUAUUAUAUCUACAUUAGCACGUGAUAUAACAUUUCAUAGCACUAUGGCUUCAGUUAUCCCCACAUCCGGACCUGGGUCCCUCAAGUGCCCAUACUAUGCACCGUUUUUCGGUGCAAUGGGUGCUGCCGCCGCAAUGGUGUUCACAGCGUUCGGCGCCGCCUACGGGACAGCAAAGUCGGGCACUGGCAUUUGUUCGAUGGCUGUUAUCCGACCUGAUCUUAUUAUGAAAUCGAUUGUACCUGUGGUUAUGGCGGGUAUUAUCGGUAUAUACGGAUUGGUGAUUUCUGUACUGAUUGGAAAUUCGAUGGCUGCGUCAAACUACCCGCUCUACGAAGGAAUGCUCGACUUGGGAUCCGGACUAUGCGUUGGUCUAUCAGGACUCGCUGCCGGCACCGCUAUCGGAAUUGUGGGUGACUCAGGUGUCCGUGGAACUGCGCAGCAACCUAGAUUGUUCGUAGGAAUGAUUCUAAUUCUCAUUUUCGCUGAAGUACUCGGGCUGUAUGGUAUGAUCGUAGCUAUCAUUUUAAAUACCGCUACCUCCGGUUUGGACUGUGGUCACGCCGCGUAAAGAUUUCUAUUAGUAAUAAAUGUCAGCAAAGACUUCCAGAUAGUGUA
This is a messenger RNA of Sphaeroforma arctica JP610, 754 nucleotides long. Its product is annotated as V-type ATPase, C subunit. The record is from RefSeq and is a predicted model, not a curated record. Gene Ontology annotation, biological process: proton transmembrane transport. Gene Ontology annotation, molecular function: proton-transporting ATPase activity, rotational mechanism. Gene Ontology annotation, cellular component: proton-transporting V-type ATPase, V0 domain. NCBI's taxonomy places the organism in Eukaryota, Ichthyosporea, Ichthyophonida. The coding region runs from base 183 to 707 and encodes 174 amino acids. The transcript has 3 exons.